Cucurbita pepo subsp. pepo (vegetable marrow) is the source of this 1388-nucleotide messenger RNA. Its product is annotated as Leucine-rich repeat (LRR) family protein. Gene Ontology annotation, cellular component: cytoplasm. Gene Ontology annotation, molecular function: protein binding. NCBI's taxonomy places the organism in Eukaryota, Viridiplantae, Streptophyta, Magnoliopsida, Cucurbitales, Cucurbitaceae. The record is from RefSeq and is a predicted model, not a curated record.
GAGCGGUUCUUGAACGCAAACUCAGAAUUCCAUUUCCAAUUAAUCGAACACAAGCAGAAGCUCCGGUUUUCUGCGAAACAAGCUUCAGCUUCAAUCUUCUUUGCCGUCUGGAUUUCUAGGUUUCGCAUGGACGCUGUAUACGAAUCACCGUCUGGUUUGGAAUCGAAGGAGGAUGAUCCGAUGAUAGUAGAUGAUCUCAAUUCUACGGUUCUCGAUCUCACCAGCUUUCAGCUCCAUGACCUGGACUCUAUUGAGUUGCCUUCGAGUUUAAUGGAAUUGGACCUGACGGCAAAUCGACUUUCGAGUUUGGACUCUCGGAUUGGAGAGCUCUCGAACCUGAAGAAGCUCUCUCUUCGUCAGAAUCUCAUUAAUGAUGCUGCGGUUGAAUCGCUUUCUCGCUGGAACGCUCUGUCAGGUCUCGAGGAACUUGUUCUCAGAGACAAUCAAAUGACGAAAAUUCCUGAUGCGAGCAUAUUCAAGAGGCUUUUGGUAUUUGAUGUUUCUUUCAACGAAAUCACUUCGUUACAUGGCUUGUCCAAGGUCUCCGAUUCACUGACGGAACUUUAUGUAUCUAAGAAUGAAGUUGUUAAAAUGGAAGAGCUAGAUCACUUCCAUCAGUUACAGAUUCUUGAGCUUGGUUCCAAUAGACUGCGGGUAAUGGAGAAUUUGCGAAACUUAGUGAAUUUGCAAGAGCUAUGGUUAGGGCGUAACCGGAUCAAGGCAGUAAACCUUUGUGGACUAAGAUGUCUCCAGAAAAUUAGUCUGCAAAGCAACCGUUUGACUUCAAUGACAGGAUUUGAGGGAUGUAUUGCUUUGGAAGAACUAUAUCUGAGCCAUAAUGGAAUUUCAAAAAUUGAAGGCAUUUCAACGUUAGUCAAUCUUCGUAUUUUGGAUGUUUCAUCGAAUAAGCUAACGAGUGUGAGUGGCACUGAAAAACUGACACGUUUAGAAGAUUUAUGGCUUAACGACAACCAAAUUGAAUCACUUGAAAGCAUUUCUGAGGAUGUUGCAGGUUCAAGAGAGAAACUGACGACCAUCUACCUUGAGAACAAUCCAUGUGCAAAGACUCCCAACUAUUUUGCCAGACUAAAACAGAUUUUCCCAAACAUACAGCAAAUUGACUCGGAGAUCUUUACAAAGGACUUUUGAGAGUACACUGCAGCUUCUCGUGGACAGCCAUAAUAUACAAGUCAAUUAUGGAUAAAAUGCCGAGGAGACUUUAUUCGUUUGUGGACUUCUGCCCUGCUCUCUUUUUAAGGUUGUGUGUUAAAUAAUUAGUACUUAUUUAACCAAAUUUUGCAUGUUAUUUGGAGUCCAAAAAUUUGUUUGUGGAGUUUGAAUUUGGAGUUCUAGAGGUAUUUCAAUGUUCAGUGGUCUAGUUCCAAGUA